Penicillium waksmanii is the source of this 2511-nucleotide messenger RNA. RefSeq lists its product as uncharacterized. Gene Ontology annotation, biological process: TORC2 signaling. The coding region runs from base 1 to 2511 and encodes 836 amino acids. Gene Ontology annotation, cellular component: TORC2 complex. Lineage: Eukaryota; Fungi; Ascomycota; Eurotiomycetes; Eurotiales; Aspergillaceae. The transcript has 2 exons. The record is from RefSeq and is a predicted model, not a curated record.
AUGAAUCGUCCUCCACAUCACCACCAAUACUCUCAUCACCGCCCUCCCUCCGAUGAAGAUGACGACUCCGAAGACGAAUUGCGGCGUCCCGGCUCCUCCGGCAGUGAUGCCUCGUCCAAUGUAACCACCGUCUCCGCCACUCCCAUCACUCCCAUAGAUCGUCAACCGGCCGCCGGCUACUUCUCCCCAAACCCGCGAACGAGCUCAGCCACUUCAUCGCCUCAACGCACCACACGCCCAAUGCCAGACGCCUCACGUCGGCCGUCUGGCCGGGGCCCCUCCUUGGAAAUGCAGCGACAUCGUUCAAGACAUCAUUCUCAGGGCUUCUUUGAACCUUCCCUCCCAACUGCCUCCUCCGAGCAGAUCCCGCAAGUCUCGGCGUCUCGGAUCGCUGCCCAGGCAGCCAUGCAACAACAGAUGUUACAGCAGCAGCAGCAGCAGUUACAAAUAUCACAACAGCAAUCAAGGCGCCAACAACAUCCGGUCUCCCCAAUGGAAGACAGUGGCUCACGACGGAGUGUUAGUGCCUCUCCGCCGCUUAUCCCUCCUCCACUGCGAAUCAACCAGCCCUCGCCGUCUCUUCCGCCGCCGACAGCAGGCAACGUCGCAACAGCCGCCGCCAACGUCGUCUUCCCUCGCGCGGGCUCCCAACCCCCCGAACCCCAACCUGAGAAACAGAAGAAAAAGAAGCUCUUCUCCAAACCAAAACAUAUUGGCAUCAGCAGAGAUAAAGAUGUCUUUAAGGAUCGCGGUCUGCCUUCACCGAGCAAGCUGCCCAGCUUGUCGCGCAUGGUCAGCUCCUCCAACACCAGUAUGGCCGAUCUCCCUUCCAACAACUCCUCCAUGUACAAUCUCUCCAAUGCUUCAGUCAGCACGGUUGUCCCUGCCGAUCGCCCGCCCGCCCCGCCAGAGAAGGAUAAGGACAGGGAAAAGGAAAAGGACAAGCAUAAGCACCAUUUCUUGUCGCGGCAGAAGCUCAAGUUGAAGGAACGUGGUGAUGAUCACUUUAACCUGCCUCUCUCUUCUGCAUCGAGUAAUUCUAGACCGACCGACCCCAAUGCUCCCCAAUCACUCUACUCGUUUACCAACCCGGCCUCGCCGGCGCUGGGGGCCACAUUUGGCAAGUCAGUCAGCGGCUUAGAUUUGCUGCACGGUGGCCGAGCGAAAAAGAAGGAGAAGGAAGCUAUCUUCGAAAACGAACAGAUGGAAUGGCUGGCCAAUUCCAAUAGUGCGACGGGGCCCGUCGCAGGUCCUUCUUCCCUCAAUAGCACCACCGGGCCCCUUGGGGAAGCCAUGCUGCGCGAGACACUGCAGGGCUUUGGCCUGAACAACAUGUCCCCCGAAGACGCAUGGGAGUUUCUCAAGGCAAAACUCAUGGUCAUCUUUGAUGGCGAGGAUGUGCGCAUCGCCAUUGAAGACCUCAACAAGCUGGUCAUCGUGCACCUGCAACGCUGCGUGCACAAACGCACACCCACAAUCAUCAUCGCCGACCUCCAAGAUCUUCUCGAAACCGGCUUCGCCAAUCUCAAUGCCAGCUCGCUCAUUGGCAUUCCCGACGAAAAGGUCGUUCCGCACCUCGUGCAAAUCUGGCUCCUCUUCUUCGGCACCAUCCUCCCAUUCAUCCAGGCCGCUUUCCUCCCCUGGACCAUGAAUUCAAGGGCAUCGGCUCCCUCAUGCGGGAGUCUUGAUGUACGCAAUCUCGUCCUCAUCGCCUUCCGCGAUCGCAUCAUUCUCAACCGCUACGAUGCUCUCAAAGCUACAUUCUCCCGCCUCAGUCUCGACAGUAUCAAUGCGGGCUUUCCAACACUCAGUGUCACGGCCAAGACGACUGGUACCGGACAUGGUGGCCGGCCCGGAACUGCCGCUUCCCUAGACGCAGGAUUUGGAAGUUACAAUUCUCAAUCUUCGACGCUGCUCAGCACCGUCGCGGAUAGUUAUUCUUCCGACUCAGUGAGUGCACUGGCGGCGGCGAAUCUCCCCCGUCCAUCAAGCAGUGAUUCCCGCAGUCGCGCUGCUUCAAAUACAUCGUCCAACCCGGACCCGGGUGCUUUCUCGGCUAUUUCCCCGCCUUCGGUCAGGCCUACGGUUAUACAUCGCGCUAACUCGGCGGAUUCUUCACACGUCAUUACGGAGACUGUUGGUCGGAUGCUCCAAUGUGUUAGUGUGCUGGCCAGUGUCCAGACCGACGACGCGGCGCAGGAGAAGAUCGAAAUCCUCGGCAAAACUCUCAAGCAUAACUGGCUUGGUCGUGGACGGACAGGGAGGGAUCGACGAGGUUUUGUCGGGGCCAAGAUUCGGCCUGUUAUGGUUGGGGUUGGAGCUGGGACGCCGGUGCUGGAUGAUAAUGAGUCCCUUACGACGGCGGGGAUUAGUGUUGGUGCUAGUACUAGUACGACGAGUGUGAGUGGUUCCAGGGCGAGGGGGGGAUUCGUCUUCUUCGGAUUGGAGUCAAGGGCUUGGGGGGAGUAUGAGGAGUGCUGGGAGGAGGGAGUUGAGUGUUCUUUAGGGUAG